GGGCGGACCGCGGCUCUGACUUCCAACAUGGCGCACGCUGGCGGCGGCGGCGGCCCCGGGGGCCGGGGGCUGAGUGGCGCCCGCUGGGGUCGCUCGGGCUCCGCGGGCCACGAGAAGCUGCCGGUGCACGUGGAGGACGCCCUCACCUACCUGGACCAGGUGAAGAUCCGCUUCGGCAGCGACCCUGCCACGUACAACGGCUUCCUGGAAAUCAUGAAGGAGUUCAAAAGCCAAAGCAUCGAUACUCCUGGAGUCAUCCGCCGAGUCUCACAGCUCUUCCACGAACACCCUGACCUCAUUGUUGGAUUCAACGCUUUCCUUCCCCUUGGGUACAGAAUCGACAUUCCCAAGAAUGGCAAGUUAAACAUACAGUCGCCUCUGUCCAGCCAGGAGAAUUCGCACAACCACAGCGACUGUGCUGAGAACUUCAAACAACAGCUGCUGUACAAGGAGGACAAACCCCAGGUGCCCUUGGAGUCGGAUUCUGUGGAGUUCAACAACGCCAUCAGCUAUGUGAACAAGAUUAAGACCCGCUUUCUGGACCACCCUGAGAUCUACAGGUCAUUCCUGGAGAUACUGCAUACUUACCAGAAGGAGCAGCUGAGCACAAAGGGCCGGCCCUUCCGAGGCAUGUCUGAAGAGGAGGUGUUCACCGAGGUGGCCAACCUCUUCCGGGGCCAGGAGGACCUGCUCUCAGAGUUUGGACAGUUCCUGCCCGAAGCCAAGCGGUCCCUGUUCACAGGAAAUGGGCCCUGCGAAAUGAACAGUGUCCAGAAGAGUGAGCACGAGAAGAGCCUGGAACACAGCAAAAAGCGCUCCCGGCCCUCACUCCUCCGUCCUGUGUCAGCACCGGCCAAGAAGAAAAUGAAACUGCGUGGCACCAAAGACCUGUCCAUCGCUGCCGUGGGGAAGUACGGGACUCUGCAGGAGUUCUCCUUCUUUGACAAGGUGCGCAGGGUCCUGAAGAGCCAGGAGGUUUAUGAGAACUUUCUUCGCUGCAUCGCACUCUUCAACCAGGAGCUCGUGUCCGGCUCUGAGCUCCUCCAGCUCGUCAGCCCGUUUUUAGGGAAAUUUCCAGAACUUUUUGCACAAUUCAAGUCUUUCCUGGGGGUGAAAGAACUAUCAUUCGCCCCGCCCAUGAGCGACAGAUCUGGGGAUGGAAUAAGCCGGGAAAUCGACUAUUCAUCUUGUAAGCGCAUUGGAUCCAGCUAUCGGGCGCUCCCCAAAACUUAUCAGCAGCCCAAGUGCAGUGGGAGGACGGCCAUCUGCAAGGAGGUGCUGAAUGACACCUGGGUCUCAUUCCCGUCUUGGUCAGAGGACUCCACCUUUGUCAGCUCUAAGAAGACACCCUACGAGGAGCAGCUGCACCGCUGUGAGGAUGAGCGCUUUGAGUUAGACGUCGUCCUGGAGACCAACCUGGCCACCAUUCGAGUGUUGGAAAGCGUGCAGAAAAAACUGUCCCGGAUGGCACCGGAAGACCAGGAUAAGUUCCGGCUGGACGACUGUCUGGGGGGCACGUCGGAGGUGAUCCAGCGUCGCGCCAUCCAUCGCAUCUAUGGGGACAAGGCUCCUGAGAUCAUCGAGAGCCUCAAGAAAAACCCUGUCACCGCUGUCCCGGUCGUUCUCAAAAGGCUGAAGGCCAAGGAGGAGGAGUGGCGGGAGGCCCAGCAGGGCUUCAACAAGAUUUGGCGGGAGCAGUACGAGAAGGCAUACCUCAAGUCCCUGGACCACCAGGCCGUGAACUUCAAGCAGAAUGACACCAAGGCCCUUCGCUCCAAGAGCUUGCUCAACGAGAUUGAGAGUGUCUAUGAUGAGCACCAGGAGCAGCACUCAGAGGGCCGCAGCGCCCCCUCCAGCGAACCACACCUUAUCUUCGUGUAUGAGGACAAGCAGAUCCUGGAGGAUGCAGCCGCACUCAUCAGCUACUACGUGAAGCGGCAGCCAGCCAUCCAGAAGGAGGACCAGGGCACCAUCCACCAGCUGGUGCACCAGUUUGUGCCCAGCCUCUUCUUCUCCCAGCACCUGGACCUAGGGGCAUCUGAGGACUCUGCUGACGAGGGCCGGGGGAGCCCCCAGGGGCAGAGUAUGGAACCUGGUGACCGGAAGAAGCCGGCGCCUGGGCCACAGAGCAGCCCCCCGGUGGAGAAGGGGCCCGCUGGCGAGGGCACCACCCCUGAGCAACAGCCACCGCCGCCACCGCCACCGCCACCGCCUUUACCACCACCCCCACACAAGCCCAUGGAUGACGUCUACAGCCUCUUCUUCGCCAACAACAACUGGUACUUCUUCCUGCGUCUCCACCAGACCCUGUGCUCCCGGCUCUUGAAGAUCUACCGCCAGGCUCAGAAGCAGCUCCUGGAGUAUCGGACGGAGAAGGAGAGGGAGAAGCUGCUCUGCGAGGGCCGGCGGGAGAAGGGCAGUGACCCCGCCAUGGAGCUGCGGCUGAAGCAGCCCAGUGAGGUGGAGCUGGAGGAGUACUACCCGGCCUUCCUGGACAUGGUGCGCAGCCUGCUGGAUGGCAGCAUCGACCCCACGCAGUACGAGGACACGCUGCGCGAGAUGUUCACCAUCCACGCCUACGUCGGCUUCACCAUGGACAAGCUGGUGCAGAGCAUCGCGCGCCAGCUGCACCACCUCGUGAGUGACGACAUCUGCCUGAAGGUGGUGGAGCUCUACCUGAACGAGAAGAAGCGGGGUGCCGCUGGUGGGAACCUGUCCUCCCGCUGCGUCCGCGCCGCUAGGGAGACUAGCUACCAGUGGAAGGCUGAGCGGUGCAUGGCUGAUGAGAACUGCUUCAAGGUGAUGUUCCUUCAGCGCAAAGGGCAGGUGAUUAUGACCAUUGAGCUCCUGGACACCGAGGAAGCCCAGUCGGAGGACCCCGUGGAGGUCCAGCACCUGGCUCGGUACAUGGAGCAGUACGUGGGGACCGAGGGUGCGUCCAGCUCCCCCACCGAGGGCUUCCUCCUGAAGCCCGUGUUCCUGCAGAGGAACCUCAAGAAAUUCCGCAGGUGGCAGUGCGAGCAGGUGCGGGCCCUGUGUGGUGAGGCCAAGAGCUCCUGGAAGCGGCUGGUGGGGGUGGAGAGCGCCUGCAAUGUGGACUGCCGCUUCAAGCUCAGCUCCCACAAGAUGAUGUUCAUUGUCAACUCCGAGGACUACAUGUACCGCCGGGGGACCCUUUGCCGAGCCAAACAGGUCCAGCCCCUGGUCCUGCUGCGGCACCACCAGCACUUUGAGGAAUGGCACGGCCGCUGGCUGGAGGACAACGUGACCGUGGAGGCAGCUGGCCUGGUGCAGGACUGGCUGAUGGGCGAAGAGGAUGAGGACAUGGUGCCCUGCAAGACACUCUGCGAGACGGCCCACGUGCAUGGCCUGCCUGUGACCCGCUACCGCGUGCAGUACAGCCGCCGCCCUGCCUCCCCCUGAUGCACCUGAGCAGCCAUCACAACCCAGUUUGGUGUGGUUGCUUCCUGAGGCCUAGGUGUCCGUCGAGACCAUUUUCCUAAAGCACCCGAGGGAAGGAGAGCGUCCCCCAGCCUUGCUGCUACAGGCUGCCCCUCCAGAGAAGGGGUUGUGUCAGCUUGCGGCCCCACGCUGCCAUCACUCUCAGCUCCCCAGCCUCCUUUGGGCCAGUCCUGUGCCAAGCCUGAACCCCCUGCACUUGAACUUGGGGCUCAGUCCCCAGCAGAAAGGGGAGGAUCCACCCACUGCCUGAGAUGCAAGCAAUUGUGUUCACACACCUGCCAGGCACUUACACCACCUGUGCCAAAUCUCUGGGCAGGGCUGCGCUGGUCGUUUUGUGCACAGGGCAUCUGGGAAAGUCAGUUACAAGCCAUGUGAGGGCACACAUUUGGGAAGGGCUCCCAGCAUAAAAGGAGUUGGGCAAUGCCCAGAUCUGACAGUGUGGGCAUCAGCUUGGCCAAGCACCAGUGCUCAGAUCCUCGUUAUUUUAUAAGCAGGAAGAGCCCUUUUAGCCAAACUGUGAGGUGUGGUGUGGGCAGGGGCAUCAGAAUGGCCCAGAAGACCCCACUCUGGAAAAAGGACCGCCAAACCCUGCAUUGAUCCAGCAGCCGGACUCUGGGUCUGUGGGGGACAGGGCUUGGCCCCACACCCACCCAACGAGUGGCCCAUGUCGGAGGGCUCCAGGGCAGGUCGUGUACCAAGAUGGACACUAGAAUGACAGGUGCACACACUUAUUUAUUCCUUUACGCGCUCAGUGGUGGCAGCUUUUCCAACAGCCACGUCCCAAGGCUUCUAGGGAGUGAGAGCCUCUGCAUUCCCACCCGACACCGCUGUCCUGCAGCUGCCACCUGGCGUGUGUGUAAGGGGCUGGGGCGGCUGUUCCGUGGAGGCGUCCACGGCUUUCUGGGCCAAGAAUGCCAGGCAGUUCGGGCUGGGGACCAGCUCCUUCAAACUCACUGCACACAAGAAGCCCGGGCCGGGUCCUGGCAACAUCGUACCGAGCGGGAUCCUCUGACAGGUGGGCCCGAAGCGGUCCCCGUGCAGCCUCUGCCACCGCAGCCCUCGCCCUCCUGCUGAGCUGUGCCAAGCCCACGGUUCCCGCACAUGGAGGCGUGUGUCUAGAAGUUGCCUGUGGAACUCAAGGUUUGUGACGCCUCUGACGGUGGGCCAAGACUCACUUCUCCCUCCUAGGGUCUCCCUGCCCUGUUUCCUCAAGUGUAACCCAGGCACUUUGAACCCUUGUUUUGUAAGAAGGGAACUUACCAGAACUCCUGCACCAGCCCCGUGAGGCAGCCCCUCUGUGCCUCAGCGGGGGCCUGGGGUGUUUGCCAAACCCCUGAUCCCCUACCCUGCAUGCUUCUAAGGAGCUCUCUCAUUUUUGAAGAAUUUCUCUUCUGGGGCUUGAACUUCUUUUGCAGCUGUUUUGAAUGUAGUUUCCUUUUCUAUUUAUUUGCACAUUAAAGUGAACAAUUAAAUAUUGACCUGAA
Messenger RNA from Myotis daubentonii (Daubenton's bat), 4946 nucleotides. It is a transcript of the gene SIN3B, whose product is annotated as SIN3 transcription regulator family member B. The record is from RefSeq and is a predicted model, not a curated record. NCBI's taxonomy places the organism in Eukaryota, Metazoa, Chordata, Mammalia, Chiroptera, Vespertilionidae. Gene Ontology annotation, cellular component: Sin3-type complex; chromatin. Gene Ontology annotation, molecular function: transcription corepressor activity. Gene Ontology annotation, biological process: negative regulation of transcription by RNA polymerase II.